This is a messenger RNA of Trypanosoma grayi, 492 nucleotides long. RefSeq lists its product as hypothetical. The record is from RefSeq and is a predicted model, not a curated record. Bases 1 to 492 code for a protein of 163 amino acids. Lineage: Eukaryota; Euglenozoa; Kinetoplastea; Trypanosomatida; Trypanosomatidae. The transcript has a single exon. Gene Ontology annotation, cellular component: ciliary transition zone. Gene Ontology annotation, biological process: non-motile cilium assembly.
AUGCGUGUCCGAACAUAUCAUACACACACCAUCAACCGCAGUAGCCCGCUCCUUGGAGCACUCGUCACCAUCAACGCGGCAUACUCGCUCUGUUUUGCGCUGCCUGUUGUUGCUGUGUCGCUUGGUAAGAAGUGGAGCAGCGGUAUCACCUCCGGCCAGCAGGUGUGGUGCGCCUCCACUGUUGCUCUCUGGUCUGCAGCCGAGAUUUUGCGUCUGUACUUUGGUUACAGGAGUAACCUGCAACAGUUUGUGCCAGGCCUCCUGCUGUUUGCAUUGCUGACGUUGCUGCCGCAGCUGCCACUCGUAGCUGUCUUCAAUUCUAUAUGGCCGCAGCGUGACUCACUCGACUACGCCUUGAGUAUUACAUUGAUCAUAAUGCUCCUGUUCGAGUUCCUGUGCUCCGUCAGGCUUGUUGCAACGCUUAUGCAGAACAACCGAAUAGAUUUCUUCGUUUACGGCAGGUAUUUAACUCGUGAAGAUCACCGCUUUUAG